Messenger RNA from Aspergillus alliaceus, 2582 nucleotides. RefSeq lists its product as uncharacterized. The coding region runs from base 580 to 2379 and encodes 599 amino acids. Lineage: Eukaryota; Fungi; Ascomycota; Eurotiomycetes; Eurotiales; Aspergillaceae. The record is from RefSeq and is a predicted model, not a curated record. The transcript has 3 exons.
CGUUUCUCUAUCUCACUUAGCUCGGGAUACCUUUGUUUUAGCCUUUUGAUCCACUCUUUUAUUUGGCUGUGACGAUCUUCUAGAGCUCUCACAGAGGGCCUGGAAACGGUCGAACUAUCAAACCCUUUUCACUUUCGAGUUUUGGUGAAUCUUUGUUCAUGUUCAGUUCAAACUACUCGUGGCUUCACUUCAUACUUUGCGCCUUAUCGAGUAACACUAGCUACUGGGCCAUUCGUUCGUUUUGAAUAUUAUUCACAGCGCUCAAAUCCUGCAAUCUCCAGCCAGAGCGGUACCGCAAAAGCUUUAUACCUACGUGUUAUACAGCCUGCGGAGGAAGAUUUGAGAUUUUCGAUUAGAGGCGCGGUGGCGUCUCAACAGCCUGUGAGCAUUAUCGAUGGCGAUUUCCCUCGUAUCGCUGCGUUGAUUUUGUCGACGCCACAUGCCUUUCGACGUACCUACAGAACCCAUCGCACUUACUACAUCUGAAACUUUUUCUUCGCAUAUUUAGAGGGUAAUACCCCAUGGUGGAUACUUUGGUUUUCUGACCUACUUUGUGCUGGUUUGUCUCUGUUAAGAUGGAUGGAAGUGUGGUUGAAGCAGCAGCAGCAGCAGUCUGCCGAUACUCAGGUGCCUCCGCAGGGAGUGAACCAUAGUUUGCCGGACGACUGUGGAGAAACAGCGUGCACUAGCAACCAAUCUCCUAAGGUUCCAAAGACAACCUCCUCAGUGCCGGGCAUUGACUCAAGUCAUGAGAUUCAUCAAGCCAACAAGCUCCGAACGAGCCAGGCGGCGUCCAAAUUACCGGACCGGGAUGUUGAUCCUGUAGGUUUUGCUGGUUCGGCUGGCACAGUGCAAUCACUGUUCGACGACCCCCUUUUUGAUUCUGAGGCUGUGCUUCGCGAGCUCGAUGCGGCCUUCGCGUCCCGAAAACGGACUGGCGACGAAGCGUUUCCCGAGCUUGGUUUAUGGGGCCCACCAGAAAAGAGACGGCUUGUCGAAUCAGAACAAGAUCACAGAGCUCCUUCUCCCAGCGAAACCCCUUCGUUGUCUUCUCCUGACUCGUCUCACCAGCCUGAGCAAGGAGGAACCGCCCCCCAGACACCAGGUGUAGAAAGACUCCCGUCACCCAAUCCACUCUUUGAUUCUUUGGAUGCCCUUUUUGAGGAUCCUGACUUUAACGUUCCUUUGAUACCGGAUGAUGAGCUUCCACCCGAUUUCGAACUUGAACCGCCCCUCGUUCAAGACGAUCAAUCUAACCACACGCCUCCGAAUCAGAUAUCUGCAGAUAGCACUGAUAAUGUCCAACGUUCUUUUGUGCUUCCUGAUGGUCCGAUAUCACGGGAACCUCCUGUCAGCGAGAUCACAAAACAAAGAUUUUCACUUGACUCGCAUGAUAUAGUUUCCAAUACCAGUCGUGAAAUUCUACAACGAAUUCACCAAGACCCCGAGUACACGUCCCCUUAUCCAGCGUAUGGCGGACCACUAGGCUAUCUCCCUUCCGCGCCAGGUAUCCACGUCAAAUGUAUUGAAGUUGCGGAAGACCGCAUGAACUAUCGUCUCUCCAACUUGAAGGACAGGGUCUAUCAGCUCACCUGCGAACGGAACAAGUACAAGAACGCUUGGUUCCAAUGGACCACCAUAGAUCCUGCGACGGGCAAGACCAAGGAACAACUAUUGCGCGAAGAGAAUUCCAUGCUUCGGCGUGUUUCUAGCCAACAUCAAAACCGGGUGGAGCAAUAUAAGAGAGAAGCGACAGAGUGGAAGAACAGGCUUCAUGAGCUCGGCACUAUCUACAACAACCUUCUCUACGAUAUCCAUGUCCAGAGACAAUUACCCGCAGUUGCACCAAUCCCGGAUUCAUACAAGCCUCCACGUACAUCUCAAGCUCCUCGAGGGCGAUCUCACACGCCAAACUCACACGCCGCUACUCCAGUGCCAUCUGGAAACACGCAACCACCCAAUCAAGGCUCUCAGCCCCUACCCUCCCAGUGUUCUGGUGCUUACGAAGGUCAGCCGCCUGCUGAAUCUCAAUUAGCUCUGGGCCAAGGACCGGCCGAAACCAGACCAACUACAGUCACGAUCGAUUUGACGGACGAAACAGAGAGCCAAUCCGCUCACUCGGAACCUUUGCAAGCAGAGCAACGUCGCAUGGAGCUGCUUCAGUCCCUGCGAAACAAGAGAUACGACUGGCUCCAAGGCGAACAGAGUGAACACGGUUUUCAUACGACGUCGGCCUCACAAUCUCCACUGCCUCAACACGGCCCUGCUCCCCUAACCGAGCGAAGUCGCAGUAACCCUCCGGGUCGUACUAUUGCCCAUCAUAAUUCCAUCGACGACGAGUUGGCUCGUAUGAUGGAGGAGGAAUUGGCAGAAGCUUAAAAUUAAUGAUACCCAUUUUAUGACUUCAAAGAAGUCCUACUGUUGAAUUUAACUUGCAUAGCGAUUAGGGAAUAUUGCAUACCUACUACAUCUACAUGAUAACCUGAUUUUGCUCUACCAGAUGUGUAUCUGUGUAAAUCUACUAGUAGUGCCCCGGCCAUUGUAGCAUGCCAGUAUGUGAAGCUGAGACGCUUACACUUAUC